Molecule: messenger RNA, 1446 nt
Organism: Cicer arietinum (chickpea)
Lineage: Eukaryota; Viridiplantae; Streptophyta; Magnoliopsida; Fabales; Fabaceae
Biological process (GO): rRNA processing
Cellular component (GO): nucleus
Molecular function (GO): protein binding
Source: RefSeq, a predicted model, not a curated record
GUAAGCAGUUACUUGUGAAUCCGGGCUAAGCCUUACGGUUGGCAAGUGACUUAUAUAGAUAUAGGGUUGUUAGAGAUUUUGGUGGCAACUGUGAGAGAGAAUAGAAGAAUGAUUUCGGCACUGUCAUGGAUUCCGAAAGGUGUUUUUGUUGUCGAUCCUCCUUCUCCUUCGGAAAAGGAUAUUGAAGAAUCAAUCCCUCUGCACUCAAAAGAGAGUGAUAAUGAAGAUAAUAAGAAUGACGAUGAUGAACUCGAAGACACGAUCAUUUAUCCAACCGACUCUGUCAGUGUUACUGCAUAUAUUAAUUUUGAAAGGGAAGAUCAUGGUCUUGUCAUGGUUUGGAUGUUUGAUGACAGAGAUAUGAACUGGUUUGUUCACGAUUACAUUGAACUUAAAGCAUCCCCACUUUCCAUGGCUUUGCUUGACUGCCCCAUUCAAGGUGGAGAAAGAGGGAACUUCUUAGCUGUUGGUACAAUGAAACCUUCCAUAGAAAUUUGGAACCUCGACCGUAUUGAGGAGGUAGCACCAUGUCUUGUGUUGGGUUGCACUGAUGGUCACACUGACUCAAUAUGUGGUCUUGCAUCGAACAAGGAGAACAGAAAUAUAAUCGCAAGUGCCGGUGCUGACAGUCUAGUAAAGAUUUGGGACGUUGUUGCUGAGAAAUGUGAUAUUACAAUGGGACAUCACUCAAACAUGGUUGGAGCAGUUGCUUGGAAUCAUCAUGCACCACAGCUUCUUCUUAGUGGUUCCUUUGAUCAUACUCUUGUUUUGAAGGAUGUGAGGACACCGUCACAUUCUGGCUAUAGGUGGUCAGUGACAGAUGAUGUAGAGACCAUUGAAUGGGAUCCACACGCCGAGCAUUCUUUUGUGGCGGGUCUUGGGGAUGGUAGUGUUAAGUGUUUUGAUAUUCGGACUGCCACGGCUGAAUCCACAUCUGAGCUCAGUUCUACUUUUACCCUUCAUGCACAUGAUCGAAGUGUUACAUCAGUAUCCUACAAUCUGUCGGCACCUAAUCUUCUUGCUACAGCAUCCUACGAUCAAACGGUGAAACUUUGGGAUUUGUCCAACAACCAACCAUCUUGUGUAGCUUCAAAAAAUCCUGGAGUAGGAUCUAUCUUUUGUAUUUCUUUCUCUAAGGACAACCCUUUUAUGUUGGCUAUAGGAGGCAGAAUGGUACAAUUUCACGCAUGGGACUCAUUAUCUGAUCCUGGCGUCUUUGGAAGAUACGGGAACUAAAGAACUAUUAAUUCAUCCAUGUGCGUGCCAUUCUCAAGUGCGUGCGUAUGUGGUUUAGGGUCAAAGAUUUUCAAGGGGUUAACAAUAUAUUAUUUUUUUUUAAAUGUGGAUAUAAUAAUAUGCUGUUUCAAAUUUAUAUCGUACGCGCACUCCUUUUGGUUUUACAUAUAUGUGCAAAGAAAUAAAAGAAGAGAAAAAUAAAGUCACAAA